Peronospora matthiolae is the source of this 435-nucleotide messenger RNA. The record is from the annotation of a GenBank genome assembly. NCBI's taxonomy places the organism in Eukaryota, Oomycota, Peronosporomycetes, Peronosporales, Peronosporaceae.
AUGCUUCAAGACAGUGUCCGCCAUUUGGAGACGCCUGUCCCGCUCAUGUUCGAGAUCGUUGCGAAACCCCUUUUGUUACGCGAUCAAAGAAGCUCUCGGGAACACACGGAUCCCCACGAUCGCGUGGAGAGCGUCUUUCCUCCUCCUCCACCUCCAUUAGAGGACUCUCGCGGUGGCCAGCGCUAUCUAGUUGAGCAGCUGUUGAGCCACCACGACGUGAACGGACGUCGGACGAGUUAUCUCGUCCGAUGGCGCGGCUAUCCCCCGUCCUGGGAUACUUGGGAGCCCCACUCCCAACUGAUGAUCGACGUACUGGGUCUGGUUGAGGACUACGACGCGGCACAUCCUGUGCCGAAGAAGGACCGCUGGAUAAAGUCUUCCAGGCACGGUCGUAAAGGGAUUUCAGGUUGUCAAUCCCUUCGUACAUCUCAGUAG